This is a messenger RNA of Gallus gallus (chicken), 1635 nucleotides long. RefSeq lists its product as uncharacterized. NCBI's taxonomy places the organism in Eukaryota, Metazoa, Chordata, Aves, Galliformes, Phasianidae. The record is from RefSeq and is a predicted model, not a curated record. The coding region runs from base 865 to 1356 and encodes 163 amino acids. The transcript is spliced from 7 exons.
AGAGGCAGAGGACUGGCACUAAUACUUCCCCGUUGGCGGGAAUCUCAACAGAAAGUGCUGUGCUAAAGGUGUGAGGUUCAGGGAACACCCCUAUCAAGGCAAAAGACGUAGUAUGGAAGGUUUGGUUAGUCUUCUGACUAGAAGAAGAGAAAGGACUAUUACCUCCUAUUUUAUUUUUCUUUCAGUCUCUCUCGUCAUGUAAAUCUGAGGAUGACCAAAGCCUGUUGCCCCAAGCAUUGCUGAACCCAUCAAAAUGGUUGCUCAGAGAUAACCCCAUUGGGUGACCCUAAGAUGUGGAGCUGGGAGGCGUCCAUUUCCUUCGCUUAUGAUGAAAGCACCGAGGCGAUGCGGGCACUCGCUGAGGUCACAACCACUGCUGGGGUGGGAGCGUUUGUGCCACAGCUGGUGAGCAGAGCUGGUGCUCUGGUGAGCGUGCUGCACGCAGAGACUGAGCUCUGGGCCUUCUGUGGAACAGAUCACCCUGUGAGAGCCCGACGGAAGCAUCGCGUGUGCACUCGUCGGUACUUUCUGCAGGAUUCCUGUCCCAAAGGAGAUUCCGGGAUCGAGGCGGUCUUAGGAAGAGGGAAGCCAGCUCUUUCCAAGGGCUGGGGAAGUUCCUGCAGAGAGAGCCUCUGGAACUUCAGCUUCCUCUGAGCCUUCAGCAGCCAUGUCUCAGCAAGGAGACGACCGCGGUUCCAAUUGCUGCCGUGUGAGUGGCAAGAAGUGGCGCGGUGCGGUUCCCCGCGGUUGGGAGCAGCAGCCAGCAGGCUGCCAGAGAUCCAACCGCGCCUUGCAGCGCACAGAGGGACGCAACAGGGACGGACGGUCCUUCCUGCCAUACAGAAGGAUGGAUCCUGCGCGUCCAUGGAGUGGUGCUGGGCAAGGGGGAAACGGAAAGCCUCCGCAGAGAGAGGUGCCGAGCCCAACGGAAAGAUCUACGCAAAAGCAGUGCAGGAAGUCCUUCUGGAGAGAGCUCAUCUCCAGGCUGGAGGGCUUCCUACAACAGCAGGUCCCAGCACAGGGGGAAGACCUUCCCCUGCCGUGUGCCCCCGCUCUGUCUCCAAGUCCUUGGCUGGAUGUAAACGCAAAGGCUUGGAAGAAGCGAAGCCAACAGCAGCGCAGCUGCCUGCUAACAAAAGAGUGAGGGGGCCGAGCGGAGACAGCGUGCCAGCUCCAGCAGCACACCCUGGGCCUGCUGCAGCGCGGAGCUCCAAGCUAAGAGCGAGAAGACGCCAAGAGAAAGAGAGGAGAGGGGAAUCGAUGAAGGCUGCCCUCAGAGCUGCCGCUGCACGUGCAGAGGCCUCCGCAGUGAACAGCCUUGUGGAGAUGAUGCAGAAGCUGCAGCUGAAGGACUGAGAGGAGGAGCGUCAGCAGGCAGCGGCUGCAGUGCGCGGCGUUACAGGGCAGCGCUGCGAGUGCCGCCCAACUCGGCCCUCCAACUUCAGAUGGAGUCAAUAAAAACCAGUCACAAUGAGAGAUUCACACAGAGCGCACGGCCUCAUUUGUCCAGCGGCACUCGGAGAGCUGCUGCACCACCUCCUCGUUAUUGGUCUCGCGGCGCUCGCUCAGAACUCCCACAGCUCCGUCAGCGAAUGCUGCCAUCCAGUGAUGCAGCGGAGGCAGCAGUCCUUUGCA